UUGUAUUACGCCCUAUCUGCGGCCGUCGGUACUAUCCAUUGGCCAGUACGGGAAAAGACAGCUAGCUGCUUAGUCAUGGCGCGAGAGGAUGAAGAACGCAUCGUGGACAACGAGGAGCUGUCUCGGCCAGAGGAGGAGGCAGAUCAACAGAUCAUAUCAUCCGAUCGCCGUCAGGAUAAUGAACUGGCUCUGCCCUCCGACGGUUGUUGCAUUCCCUCCAGCAGCAGCCAUCGUUUCAUGGCCCUCGUCUUCAUGUGCCUUCUCGGUUUUGGCUCAUACUUCUGUUACGACAAUCCCGGAGCAUUGCAGGACGUAUUCAAGAAGGAUCUGCACUUGACCUCGACGCAGUUUACGCUCAUCUAUUCAAUCUACUCCUGGCCCAACGUGGUCCUAUGCUUCCUCGGAGGAUUUCUGAUCGAUCGUGUGUUUGGAAUACGACUCGGAACGAUUAUUUAUAUGCUGAUCCUGCUUGUGGGACAAGUGAUCUUUGCCAGCGGCGCCCUAUUGAAUGCCUUCUGGUUGAUGAUUUUGGGUCGCUUCAUCUUCGGCAUAGGAGCGGAGUCGUUGGCUGUGGCCCAGAACAGCUAUGCCGUCCUCUGGUUCAAGGGCAAGGAGCUAAACAUGGUCUUCGGACUGCAGCUUUCUGUCGCCCGUUUCGGCAGCACCGUCAACUUCUGGGUGAUGCAACCCAUAUACAACUACGUCAGCAAGUUCUACCACGAUAAUAGUGCUCUAGGCGUAGUCCUACUCCUGGCCACACUCACCUGUGUGAUGUCGCUUAUCUGCGCUCUCAUCUUGGGCUUUAUGGACAAGCGGGCGGAGCGGAUUCUGCAACGGAACAACAACCCAUCUGGGCAGGUACCCAAGCUAACCGACAUCUUUACAUUCAAGCCCCCAUUCUGGAUGGUCUCGAUCAUUUGCGUUGCCUACUACGUGGCAAUCUUUCCAUUCAUUGCCCUGGGACAGAAGUUCUUCAUGGACCGCUUCGGCCUGACGCCGUCCGAGGCCAACACGGUGGACUCGCUGGUGUACCUCAUUGCUGCCGUAUCGUCGCCGAUCUUUGGCUACAUCAUCGACAAGGUUGGACGCAACGUAUCCUGGGUAUUUACGGCGACUCUGACCACCAUUGGAGCCCAUGCUCUGUUGACAUUCACGGGAGUCUCACCAUACGUGGGCAUGAUCAUAAUGGGGCUAUCCUAUUCCAUGCUGGCUGCCAGCUUGUGGCCCCUAGUGGCCCUCAUCAUUCCGGAGUAUCAACUUGGCACCGCCUACGGCUUUUGCCAGUCCAUUCAGAAUCUCGGCCUGGCCGUUAUCACCAUCCUGGCUGGCAUCAUUGUGGAUCACAGCCAUAACGAUCAUACGUGGGUGCAGCUGUUCUUCAUGGGAUGGCUGACCAUUGCGCUAAUCGCCACUGGAGUCAUCUGGGCUUACAACAAGAAGCAGCAGGGAAAUCUGAACAUGACGCCAGUGCAGCGGGCACAGUUUGUGAGCGCCCAAACGUACCAGCAUUUUGAAUAGGCGGUGUCAGCCAAGCGGAACCCGCAGAUUGGAUUAUUAUCGGUUACUUAGUAUAGGCAUAAAAUUGUUCCCUGCGGGCAACGCUCUAGAGUCGAACAGAGUCGUAUGAGUCGAGUCGAUGAUCUUGUUCCGCGAUGUGAUGAAGUGUGAUGUGCGCCGCCACGAGUCGCGAAUUGGUAUUUACUAACUGCAAUUGUUUUGUCAAACGAUAUGAUAUACAAUACGCCCUGAUCAGCCUUGAUUUCCCUUUGCCCACAUACGAGUACGAUUGCAUGAAUCCCAAUCCCAAUUACGAGUAUAUCUCCGGGUAUUUCAGGGAUGAUCACAGCGAUUUAUAUGUUAAUUUUAUGCUAUGUAUUUUUAGAACAAUUUAUUAUUACAGUUACCGCAUGUUUAUUGUGUCAGCGUUUUACAAAUUAAACAUAAAAUCCAUGAAAGAAAGUGCAUUGCAUUGCUAAUAAAUCGAAACCUAAUACAUUGUA
Messenger RNA from Drosophila persimilis, 2000 nucleotides. Its product is annotated as major facilitator superfamily domain-containing protein 1. Gene Ontology annotation, molecular function: transmembrane transporter activity. Bases 76 to 1518 code for a protein of 480 amino acids. Gene Ontology annotation, cellular component: lysosome. The record is from RefSeq and is a predicted model, not a curated record. Lineage: Eukaryota; Metazoa; Arthropoda; Insecta; Diptera; Drosophilidae. The transcript has a single exon. Gene Ontology annotation, biological process: transmembrane transport.